Messenger RNA from Prunus mume (Japanese apricot), 1928 nucleotides. RefSeq names its product basic helix-loop-helix (bHLH) DNA-binding superfamily protein. Gene Ontology annotation, molecular function: DNA-binding transcription factor activity, RNA polymerase II-specific; RNA polymerase II cis-regulatory region sequence-specific DNA binding; protein dimerization activity. Gene Ontology annotation, cellular component: nucleus. Gene Ontology annotation, biological process: regulation of transcription by RNA polymerase II. The record is from RefSeq and is a predicted model, not a curated record. Lineage: Eukaryota; Viridiplantae; Streptophyta; Magnoliopsida; Rosales; Rosaceae.
UUUAUGAGACCACAGCAGCACAGCUUUGUAGAUUCCACAGAGAGCGGUAGAGUCCAAGAGGUUGAAGACAACGAGCCCAAAAGACAGUCUAGCAGUCUACCAACUGUUUAAUUAAUUUGGUUUUCUGCACCAAGCUUAAGAGCCAUGGCAGAUGAAUUUCAGACCACUGGGAACUGGUGGGAUUCAUCAGCAAGAACCCGGUUCGAGACCGGGACAUCACCGCCAGCUUCAACCCUCAAUAGCUUGGGAAGCUUUGGAUGGCAACCAGACAUGGUUGACCUCAAGGCAAGGUCUUCUAUGGAUUCCGGGUCUGUUUCGGGUACUUCUUCAAUGGUCUUCCACAGUGUUCACAAGCUGGAAGAAGGCCCUGACUCAGCCACGGGAAGCGGCGGAGACCCCAGCUUGCAUAUGAUGGGUUUAGGGCUUUCCUCCCAGGCGACAGAUUGGAACCAUGCCUUAUUUCGUGGGGAGAAGGCGGAGACCAGUUUCCGUUCAAUACUACAAGAAAACAUGAAUUCUAACACGAACUUUCAUCAAGAAAAUGACCAACAACUCCAAUGGAGGGACAAGUUGUUUGCUGGUGGUUGUGGAGACUCUUCUAACAACGAGUUUAAGCAAAUGAACCGUGGUUUCUCUUUAGAUCAAACGCAGUUUAGUCCUCAGUACAGCUCCGGCGACAGCACGGUCACGUGCCAAGGCUUGCCCUCUAGCUUUCAGAUGGAUUCAGGAGCAGCUUUGUAUGGAAGCCCCUCAACCAUAUUGCAAGGACUAUUGGGGCCUCAUCAUGAUAAUCAGCAACCUAACUCAGCCCCUAUGAAUUUUCCUUAUCAAGCAAAUUAUGGGGUUAACUCUAGUGAUCAGCUAUUGCCUUCUUGGUCUAAAGUGCCUCAAUUUCUAAGAACAUCACCUCCCAAACAACCUCCUCAGAGCCAUUUACAAUUUUCUAAUAAUGCUACCUUUUGGAAUGCACCUCAUGAGGCCGCCAUGAAAGAUGUCCGCCCGAGCUUUUUCCCAUCGUUGCAGCAGCAGUUUCCCACGGCACGAUUCGAAGAAAAACCCAAGAAUAUAUCUGAAGUUCAGGAAUCGGGUGCAGUGGGGAAGAAAAGUGGGAGUGAAACAGCAUCCAAAAGGCCUCGGAAUGAAACCUCAUCACCCUUGCCAGCUUUUAAGGUGAGGAAAGAGAAGAUGGGGGACAGAAUCACUGCCCUCCAACAAUUGGUUUCACCUUUCGGAAAGACUGAUACAGCCUCAGUGCUCUCUGAAGCCAUUGAAUAUAUCAAGUUUCUCCACGAACAAGUUAAUGUUUUAAGCACCCCAUACAUGAAAAGUGGAGCUGCCAUACAACACCAGCAGAAUUCUGAUCAAUCCAAGGACCCAGAUCAAGGUCCGAAGCAAGAUCUUAGAAGCCGAGGGCUGUGUUUGGUACCGGUUUCGAGCACAUUCCCGGUCACACAUGGGACAACAGUUGAUUUUUGGACGCCUACAUUUGGAGGAACUUUCAGAUAGAGCAAAGUGGAAGUGGUGGAAAUAUAUGUGUAUGUGUCUUGUCAAAACCCUAGCCAAGUUGGGAACGAUAAGAUGAAUGAAAAAAAAGCAGAGAGGAAACAGAGAUAUGCCCACAUAUGUGAUCUGGUCCGGGAUGGAAAAGAAGUAAUAAAACUGGUGAGGGGGCAUAGAAAAGGCAGUGAGGACCCUCUAAAGAACAUGACAUUGUUGGGUCAGCUACAGGCAAAAUGAUGCAGAUUUGGCCGUAUUGGGACCAAUUGGGAGCAUAUUAAUUGUUGUAAUAAUUGAAGAAUUAUAUGAUUAGAGGUGGAUUAAGAAUAAGAACAGAUGCUGAUUAGAGCUGAUUAGUUUUAGAGGAAAAUUAAUUUCUUGUUAAUUAUAACAGCUGAUUUUAAUAGAAAGAUAAAGGAGCUUUUAUUCCU